This is a messenger RNA of Tuber melanosporum (Perigord truffle), 1549 nucleotides long. RefSeq lists its product as uncharacterized. Gene Ontology annotation, biological process: L-aspartate biosynthetic process. The transcript has 6 exons. The record is from RefSeq and is a predicted model, not a curated record. Gene Ontology annotation, cellular component: cytosol. NCBI's taxonomy places the organism in Eukaryota, Fungi, Ascomycota, Pezizomycetes, Pezizales, Tuberaceae. The coding region runs from base 271 to 1524 and encodes 417 amino acids. Gene Ontology annotation, molecular function: pyridoxal phosphate binding; L-aspartate:2-oxoglutarate transaminase activity.
ACUGAUAUCCCCCUUUCCUCCUCUUGACCGAACUACUCGUAGAAAUCUCACCUUGAACCAGGAAGAGGAACACGGAGAUCCGCCGCGCAGGGUACAGUUUGUAUGCAUACCGUGUUAUGAUACUCCCUUCAGCCUGAUUAUGACCAAUAGACUUUAGUAGGCUGCAGGGUUUCCCCACUAUAACCUAAUAAAUAGCUAUACUACUCCCUUACCCACAGUUUCUCGAGAAUGCCCUCAUUCAACGCACGCCUAGCCUCCAUCACUGCACACAUGUCUCCUCCUGUUCCCACCUCAUUCGAAGCUGUGCCAUUGGCACCAGCUGACCCUUUGUUUGGUCUUGCGGCCGCCUGCAAGGCAGAUACUUGUGACAGGAAGGUCGAUUUGGUUGUUGGUGCUUAUCGUGAUGACAAUGCUAAGCCGUGGAUCUUGCCAGCUGUUAGGAAGGCGGAUGCCAUUCUCGCAAAUGAUCCAAAUUUUAACCAUGAAUAUCUUCCGAUCGCUGGUUUGCCUGCUUUUACGUCAGCUGCCGCUAGGUUGAUUCUCGGGAAGGAUUCGCCAGCAAUUCAGGAGUCAAGGGUCACUUCAGUGCAAACCAUCUCUGGCACUGGUGCAGUCCAUCUUGGAGCCUUGUUUCUCGCUAAGUUUUACCCUCGCCCACAGAACCAGGAAGUCCACCUUUCAAGCCCCACCUGGGCAAACCACCACCAGAUCUUCACGAAUGUUGGCCUCCCUCUUGCUUCCUACCCCUAUUUUUCGGCCAAGACAAAGGGGCUUGAUUUCGAGGGACUUCAAGCAGCUCUUGAAUCUUCCACGGACGGAUCUAUUAUCUUGCUGCAUGCCUGUGCCCACAAUCCUACUGGUGUAGACCCUACACGCGACCAAUGGGUUAAGAUUGCCGAGAUAAUUCGCAAGAAGCGUCACUUCCCAUUCUUCGAUUGCGCAUACCAGGGCUUCGCUUCCGGUGAUUUGGCCAACGACGCCUGGGCAAUUAGGUACUUCAUUGAGCAAGGAUUUGAACUUUGUGUUGCACAGUCGUUUGCAAAGAAUCUGGGUCUCUAUGGAGAGAGGGUUGGAUGUUUCCAUUUCAUUUCCCCCCCAUCUCCUUCCGCUGCCGAUGCCAACAAGAGAAUUGCCAGUCAAUUGGCAAUCCUACAGAGGAGCGAAAUCAGCAAUCCUCCAGCUUAUGGUGCUAGAAUCGCCAGCGCGGUCCUAAACGAUGAAAAGCUGUUUGCGGAGUGGGAGGAUAAUCUCAGGGAGAUGAGUGGACGCAUCAAGGAUACGAGGAAGGCAUUGUUUGACAAAUUGGGCGAGCUCGGGACACUUGGCAAUUGGUCACAUAUCGUAAAGCAGAUUGGGAUGUUUUCUUUCACUGGUUUGACUGAGAAGCAAGUGUUGAAACUCAAGGAGGAGUCUCACAUUUAUUUGACCAAGAACGGACGUAUCUCGAUGGCUGGUCUAAAUUCCCGAAAUGUGGAGUAUUUCGCUAUAGCUGUGGAUAAGGUAGUUAGGGAGGUGACCGAAUAAAUUUGGGUCUUGGUGAGCGUAAAAA